This is a messenger RNA of Debaryomyces fabryi, 3264 nucleotides long. It is a transcript of the gene PKC1, whose product is annotated as protein kinase C. Bases 1 to 3264 code for a protein of 1087 amino acids. Gene Ontology annotation, molecular function: diacylglycerol-dependent serine/threonine kinase activity; ATP binding. Gene Ontology annotation, biological process: signal transduction; protein phosphorylation; fungal-type cell wall biogenesis. NCBI's taxonomy places the organism in Eukaryota, Fungi, Ascomycota, Pichiomycetes, Serinales, Debaryomycetaceae. The transcript has a single exon. The record is from RefSeq and is a predicted model, not a curated record.
AUGACAGAACCUAAGAACCAGCAAGUUCUACACGACAUCAACGGGAAGAUUGAAAGAGAAAAGAAACUUAUUCAAGGAUUCCAAGCUUUGAAACGAAACACUGAUAAUGCAGAGGUUAUUCAAAGAUGUAAUAACCAGAUCAGAGAGACACAGUCCAAUAUAGACUACCUUCAGGAGACAUUGUCUAAGCUUUCGUUACAACAAGGCGCCAACGAAGCAGAACUGCGUACGAAAGAAGCAUCGACGGGAUCAGGCAACAAACCUGUAUAUUCAAGAUUUGAUUUAAUCAAGUAUGAUUGCCCUUCGCUUGGGCAUAGAAUUCUGUACAUGUUGCAACAGUUGCAAUUUAAAUUACAGGUGGAAAAUCAAUAUCGAGAGGCCAACGAAAAGAUUGCUCAUUUAUACAAAUUAGAUGGAGAUAAAUCGAGCAGUAUUGUUGCUGAUACUGGCCGUUUAGAGAGUGAUCAAAGGAUUCAAUUACUUAAUAAAUCGUUAAAAAGGUAUCAAGACAUGCACAUUGAUGUCGAAGAUGUCACUCGUGAUAUGGAGAUCAUGAAUACUCCCAAAUAUGCCAGAAAGGCAUUCAGUGGUAAAUUAACCAUUAGCGUUACUUGCAUUAGAGAUAUUGAUCAUAUUGCGUCUCCAGUAUUUUCAAAGAGGCCGGAAUCAGUUGUUUCUAUCAAAAUAGAUGACGUGGAAAGAGCUAAAACUCGUGGUUCUCGCUCAGGCAAAUGGAAUGAAGAGUUUCAUAUUGACAUUGAUAAAGGAAACGAAAUUGAAUUUUCAGUUUAUGAUAAGUCUGGCUCUGUCUUAGUACCAGUGGCUGUUACAUGGGCAUUACUUUCUGAUAUAUCAGAAGAAAUUCGUAAGAAAAAGGUCGCUCAAGAAGAAGGAAGCGAAGGUUGGGUUUCAGCAUCCAACUUACCAAACAACAAUAACAAACAGCACAGUGAUAAUUAUCCAUCUAGCUCCAGUUUGGGGGUAAGCAAUGCCACAUCUACAUUUAACGGUAGUUCUACUCAUUACAAUUCUAAUAUUGCUGAAAAUAUGAAUUCACCCCCUUCUGUUGAAGCUAAGCAAGUUCAAAUCAACACUUGGUUAAGCUUGGAACCAGUGGGUCAAAUUCUCGUUAGUGUAAGUUUAGAUAAAUCAAAUCAAAUCGGGAAUAGACAAUUUAUGGGGGCUCUUGGUCGUCAUGGUGCUAUUCGUGAGAAGAAAGAAGAAGUCUUCAAACAACAUGGACAUCAGUUUGUUCAAAAACAGUUUUAUAAUAUUAUGUGUUGUGCAUUUUGUGGAGAGUUUUUGCGUUAUACUGGAUUUCAAUGUCAAGAUUGUAAGUUCCUUUGUCACAAAAAAUGCUUUCAAAAGGUGGUUACGAAAUGUAUUUCUAAAUCAAGUAAUGAUAUCGAUCCCGAUGAAGCAAAAUUAAACCACCGUAUUCCACACAGAUUUGAUCCAAUUACGAAUCAUGGUACAAAAUGGUGUUGCCAUUGUGGUUAUAUCUUGCCUUGGGGACGUAAAAAUGUCCGUAAAUGUUCUGAAUGUGGUGUUAUGUGCCACGCUCAUUGCACACAUUUGGUUCCAGAUUUCUGUGGUAUGUCUAUGGAAAUGGCAAAUAAAAUUCUCACUACUAUAAAAUCAACAAGAACUCCAGGAAAGCCGUUACCACCUCCACCAGCCGCCCCUAUCAUCAGUCAACCAAACGUUUCAUCUGAAGCAUCUAAAUUUUCAAGUUCAACGUCUGAUUCGAAGUCAGACACUUUGCAAAAUAUUUCUGAUGAUGAACUAGAGAAAGAGUAUGCCUCAAGAUUACCAACGGAAACUAAAAAUCAAUUCCAGAAACCAAUAGAAUCUCAAUUUAAGCCAACUGGUAGGCGUCCACCACCAAAUGAUCUUACUAAAGAACCUGGAAAUGAAUUGCAACAGGAACAAUCAGAAUCAUAUGAUCAUGACUAUACUUUCAUGUCAUCGAAAUCGGAUGAUAUGAAACAUGGAAGUUUGGAUACUACUGAAUCUAGAGAGGCAAAGGAAGCAAAUGAACCAACUGAUAUGCAGAUUGACAACCCGUUUGCAAAUCCAAUCGUAAAUGAUAAAUCUCAUUUUAAUAAUUUUGACUAUAAUAAUAACAAGGUUACGGUACCAGAGGUUCCCCAGAAGCCAGAAUAUGAAGAAGCUCCGGUAGAUUAUCAUACUCCACAAAAAUCUCAAGUAACUCAACCAAAGACGGGGGUACCUCAUAAACAAAAACGUCGUAAGAGAAAGAUCGGAUUAGAUGACUUCCAGUUUCUUGCGGUUUUAGGUAAAGGUAAUUUUGGUAAGGUCAUGUUAGCUGAGUCAAGACACACGCUGAAUUUAUGCGCUAUUAAAGUUUUAAAGAAGGACUUUAUUGUGGAAAAUGACGAAGCUGACAGUGUUGCUUCUGAAAAGAGAGUAUUUUUAACCGCAAACAAAGAAAUGCAUCCAUUUUUAUUGAAUUUGCAUUGCUGCUUCCAAACUGAAAAUCGUAUAUAUUUCGUUAUGGAAUAUAUUUCAGGUGGUGACUUAAUGUGGCAUAUUCAAAAAUCUCGUUUCUCUGCAAAGAGGGCUAAGUUCUAUGCUUGCGAAGUCUUGUUGGCUUUAAAGUAUUUCCAUGACAAUGGUAUUGUCUAUCGUGACUUGAAAUUGGAUAAUAUCUUAUUGACUACAAAAGGACAUAUAAAGAUAGCUGACUAUGGUUUAUGUAAAGAAAAUAUGUGGCACAAGAGUACCACUGGUACUUUCUGUGGUACUCCUGUAUUUAUGGCACCAGAAAUUAUUGCAGGAAAGCAAUAUGACAGAAGUGUUGAUUGGUGGGCAUUUGGUGUAUUGCUAUUCCAAAUGUUAUUAUGUCAAUCUCCAUUUAAGGGUGAUGAUGAUGAUGAAGUUUUCAACGCGAUAGAGCAUGAUGAUGUGAAAUAUCCAAUUAGUAUGCCUCGCCAAACUGUAUUAGUAUUACAAGCCUUAUUAACAAAAGAUCCUGCUAAUCGUCUUGGUAGUGGUGAAAGAGAUGCAGAAGAAAUCAUGGAACAUCCUUACUUCCAAGACGUUAAUUUUGAUGACAUAUUAAAUUGCCGUAUUCAAGCACCAUAUUUGCCUGAGGUUUCAUCUGAACAUGAUUAUUCGAACUUCGAUCAAGAAUUCACAUCGGAAACCCCAAGAUUAACACCAGUUGAAACAGUUCUCACAUCUGAAAUGCAAGAACAAUUCCGUGGCUUCUCACACAUUUCAGAAGGGGCAGCUAUCUAA